AUGGCUCCCGUCACUGCUGCUAAGAAGGGCAAGGCCUCCAAGACGACCAAGAAGUUCAUCAUCAACGCCUCGCAGCCCGCGAGCGACAAGAUCUUCGAUGUUUCGGCCUUCGAGAAGUUCCUGAACGAUAAGAUCAAGGUCGAUGGCCGCGUCGGCAACCUCGGCGAGAUCAUCAAGAUCUCCCAGCAGGGCGAGGGCAAGAUCGAGAUCAUUGCGCACAACGAGCUCUCCGGCCGCUACCUCAAGUACCUGACCAAGAAGUUCCUCAAAAAGAUGCAGCUCCGUGACUGGCUCCGCGUCGUGUCCACCUCCAAGGGCGUUUACGAGCUCAAGUUCUUCAACGUCGUCAACGACGAGGCUGAGGAGGAUGACGAGUAA
Lasiosphaeria miniovina is the source of this 378-nucleotide messenger RNA. Its product is annotated as 60S ribosomal protein L22. Gene Ontology annotation, molecular function: structural constituent of ribosome; RNA binding. The record is from RefSeq and is a predicted model, not a curated record. The transcript has 4 exons. Lineage: Eukaryota; Fungi; Ascomycota; Sordariomycetes; Sordariales; Lasiosphaeriaceae. Gene Ontology annotation, cellular component: ribosome. Gene Ontology annotation, biological process: cytoplasmic translation. The coding region runs from base 1 to 378 and encodes 125 amino acids.